Perkinsus marinus ATCC 50983 is the source of this 264-nucleotide messenger RNA. RefSeq lists its product as hypothetical. The coding region runs from base 1 to 264 and encodes 87 amino acids. The transcript is spliced from 3 exons. The record is from RefSeq and is a predicted model, not a curated record. NCBI's taxonomy places the organism in Eukaryota, Perkinsozoa, Perkinsida, Perkinsidae.
AUGGCCAAGAGGGGCUUUGAUGAAAUGCUUAUCGAUGAUAAUUCCAUGGAUGUUGAGUCUACGACGGACGAGGAUCGAGAAUCAGUUGAUGAUCAAAAUGACCAUAUUGAGACUUCUUGCGGAUUAUGCGGGGGGCCGAGAAGAAAGAAAUUCCGUCCUAAACUUAUGUCGUGGUCUAAUUUCUGUUUGAUAAAAUCCUGGAUCGUGGAGUCUAUGACGCGCAAUGCUACCGAAGUGAACACCUUCAGUUAUGGAAAGUUUUAG